AUCUUCAAGGAUAUAUUGACAUAGUUUUGCAGCAGAUCGUUUCGAACCAAUAUUAUUAAUAUUUCUAGUAGAGAUAUCAGAAGAUUGUAGGAUCCUUAUCGAGAAUAUUAACAAUAGUAUAAAUAAUAAGCCAAUCUAGUUGUCUAAUUUUUCGAAAAAUAACUGACAGAGCGAAAUGUCUAAUAAUACUGAAUUGGUUAAGCUAUUCGACGAUUUUUGGCAAUGGAGAAUGAAAGAGUUUCCAGAAUUUUCAAGCUUAUGUGGCUUUAAGAAAUACGACAAUAAAUUAGAUGACUUUUCAUUACAAUCAUUUGACAAGAAGGCGGCAGAGGCUAGUGAAUUUUUGGUCAAAGCAAAUACAAUAAAGCAGAGUCUAGACUUAAAUUUUGAUGAUGAAAUGAAUCUAUUACUAUUCGAAGAGCAGCUAAAAUGUUAUAUUAACGGUCAUAAAUACAAGAUGUAUUUAAUGCCAGUUAAUUUCAUGGAAAAUGUUGUUGCCGAUUUUCAACAGCUAAGUACUUGGACUACUUUCGCUGUCGAAGAGGAUUUUAAAAAUUAUAUAGAAAGACUAAAGGCUUUCCCUACAAAGCUUGAACAAGUAAUUGGUCUUUUAGAAGAGGGUAUUAAAACUGGAAUUGUAAGUCAUCAUAGUUCAUUGAUGGGUGUUUGCGAUAAUAUUGAAAAAGUUAUUAAUUCAAAACCAACCGAUAAUUUCUUCUAUCAACCUCUUAAGGCAUGCACCAGUCAAACAAUAAUUCAAUCCGCUAUAGAUUGUAUUUGUAAUGAUAUUCAACCAGCUCUAGAGAAAUUUCAAUCUUAUCUGCAAAACGUCUACUUGAAAAAUACUAGAAAAGAAGAGGGUAUUCGUUCACUGCCCAACGGGAAAGAAAUAUAUCAAGCUUGUAUAGAUUUUCAUUUAACUGAUACCAAUGUCCACACUGCUGAGGAACUCCACCAAAUAGGAUUAGAGGAGAUUGAAAAGAUUAAAAUGAGAAUGGACGCCAUUAUGAAGAAAGCAAAUUUUCAGGGAAAUUUCAAGGAAUUUUUGCAUUUUUUGAGGAAUAAUAGUCAAUUUUAUUUUGAAUCUUCGGAAGAAACGCUAGCGGAGUACAAAAGAAUUACAUUUGACGUUAUUAGGCCUAAACUAGAACUAUUGUUCAAAAAUAUUCCCAAAUCUAAUCUUACUGUUGAUAUGACUCCCAGCAGCAAGCCGGAUGCGGCUGUGGCUUUUUAUUCUGCCGGAACACCCGAUGGAUCCCGUCCUGGGACUGUCUACGUAAAUGUCAGAAAUCCAAAGAUGUUAGGGUCUUAUGAGAUGACAACUUUAGCCCUGCAUGAAGGAGAACCUGGACAUCAUUUUCAAACAAUGUACUCUGCUGAAAUGACAGAUGAGCCUCAGUUCAAGUUAAACAUGGAGGAUAUGAACUACUUUAUGGCUCCUGCAAGAUUCCCUAUUUGUACAGGUUUUAUGGAGGGUUGGGGUUUGUAUUGCGAAAGCCUUGGAUAUGAAAUGGGCUUAUACAAUAAUCCCUAUGAUGAAUAUGGUUGCUUAUCCUUUGAUGCUCACCGAAUUUGCAGAUUGGUUGUUGAUACUGGGUUGCAUGUGCUCGGUUGGACUGAAGAAAAAGCUGUCCAGUACAUCCUUGACAACACCGCUAUUACAGAAAAAUUUGCCAUUAACGAGGUUCGAAGAUAUAUAAGUCUUCCAGGACAAGCGCUGGCUUAUAAAUUUGGUCAAAUGAAAAUAAGAGCGCUGAGGCAACUUAUGAAAGACAAACUACAAGAAAAGUACGAUAUUAAAGAUUUUCAUGAAUUGGUUUUGAAAUGUGGAUGUACGUCGCUGUCCGUAUUAGAAAAAGUAGUAAACAACAAAAUUCGAGAAAUAUCUGAAUAG
Dimorphilus gyrociliatus is the source of this 1894-nucleotide messenger RNA. The record is from the annotation of a GenBank genome assembly. Lineage: Eukaryota; Metazoa; Annelida; Polychaeta; Dinophilidae.